AUGACAUCCCCCUCAACACGCCGCCUCCUCAAAGAAUCAACAGACAUCCACAAAAACCCAAGCCCCUACUUCACCGCCUCCCCAAUCUCCGACAGCAACCUGCACGACUGGCACUUCACCCUAACAGGACCCCCAAGUCCAACCCCCUACGCAAACGGCCUCUACCACGGCCGUAUAACCUUCCCACCAACCUACCCACUCCGCCCACCAAGUUUCCGCUUCCUCACGCCGUCGGGCCGAUUUGAGGUAAACCGCGAGAUAUGUCUGAGUAUUUCGGGUCACCAUGAGGAAACGUGGCAGCCGGCGUGGGGGGUGCGGACGGCGCUGCUGGCUAUUCGGAGUGAGAUUAUGGGGGCGGAGAGUAAGGGCCAGGUUGGGGGGAUGGAGGGGAGUGAGGCUGUUAGGAGGGAGUUUGCGAGGGAGAGUCGGGGGUGGGUUUGUCGGGAGUGUGGGGGGAGUAAUGAGGAGGUUAUGAGGGGGUGGUGGGAGGUUUGUCGGGAGAGAGGGGUGGAGGUUGAUUUUGAGGGGAGUGAAGUUGUGGGAGGGGAGAAGGAGGAGAAGAAAGAAAUGGAUGACGAGGAGGGUGGUGAGAAGGAUGAUGGUCAAACUGAAGUUGCUGUCGAUAAGCCAUCAACUACGCCAGCUACUCCGGUUUCAGCAUCCGCCGUGUCUCCAGUCCCUCCAGGACCUUCUGGGCCAUCCUCAACUCCGGCAGUUGUCCCUCCAGCACCAUCAACUCAAUCCAAUAUUCGCCCUCGCCCUACGCCAACAUCUCCUGCUCCCGUGGCUAUGGCUGCUAGAACUGCAGCUGCUACCCAAUCCGAACCUGCAAACAGUCCCUGGCUGGACCGCGCUAUCAUCGGCAUCGUCUUUGCCUUGAUUAUUCUGAUUACCAAGCGGACGGUCAAUGUCGAUGACCUCUAA
Penicillium cataractarum is the source of this 924-nucleotide messenger RNA. RefSeq names its product ubiquitin-conjugating enzyme E2. NCBI's taxonomy places the organism in Eukaryota, Fungi, Ascomycota, Eurotiomycetes, Eurotiales, Aspergillaceae. The transcript has a single exon. The record is from RefSeq and is a predicted model, not a curated record. Bases 1 to 924 code for a protein of 307 amino acids.